Aspergillus udagawae is the source of this 858-nucleotide messenger RNA. Its product is annotated as enoyl-CoA hydratase/isomerase family protein. The transcript has 3 exons. The record is from RefSeq and is a predicted model, not a curated record. Bases 1 to 858 code for a protein of 285 amino acids. Gene Ontology annotation, molecular function: delta(3,5)-delta(2,4)-dienoyl-CoA isomerase activity. Gene Ontology annotation, cellular component: mitochondrion. Lineage: Eukaryota; Fungi; Ascomycota; Eurotiomycetes; Eurotiales; Aspergillaceae.
AUGGCAGAAAACGAUUACCAGUCACUCAAAUACUUCAUCGUCCGGUUUCCAGCCGAGCAGCAAUAUGUCGCCCACGUGGAGAUUAACCGCCCCGACAAGAUGAAUGCCUUCUUCGAGGCAAUGUGGAUUGAGCUGGGUCAACUCUUCGACCGUCUCUCGCAGGACCCCUCCGUCCGCGCCAUCGUCCUCAGCGGCGCAGGCGAGAAAGCCUUCACCACAGGCCUAGACGUCACCGCCGCUUCGCAGGGCCUCCUGUCCGCGGACGGUGACAAGGCAGUCGAUCCCGCGCGCAAGGCGGCUCAUCUCCGCCGUCACAUUGUCUCCUUCCAGGACUGCAUUACGGCCGUCGAGCGCUGCGAGAAGCCCGUCGUCGUCGCGAUGCACGGCUUCUCGCUCGGCCUGGCGGUUGAUCUGUCCACGGCGGCGGAUGUGCGCGUCUGCGCGCGCGGCACCAAGUUCGCCGUCAAGGAGGUGGAUAUCGGCCUUGCGGCGGAUAUUGGGACAUUGAGCCGGUUGCCCAAGGUGGUGGGGAGCUUUGGAUGGGUGAAGGAGGUGGCACUGACGGCGAGAAUAUUUGGAGCGGAGGAGGCGCUGCGCGUUGGGUUUGUGAACCAGGUUUUUGAGAAUAAGCAGGCGGCUGUUCAGGGCGCUCUGGAGAUGGCUGCCUUAAUGGCGACAAAGAGUCCGGUCGCGGUGCAGGGGACGAAGGAGAUUUUGAAUUAUUCGAGGGAUCACUCUGUGCAGGAUGGUCUUCGAUAUACCGCCGUCUGGAAUAGUGCAAUGCUGCAGACCAAGGAUGUUUCGGCCGCGUUGCUAUCUGGGCUGAAGAAGCGCACUCCCACGUUUGAAAAACUGUAA